Messenger RNA from Raphanus sativus (radish), 1404 nucleotides. RefSeq names its product F-box/kelch-repeat protein At3g16740-like. The coding region runs from base 47 to 1225 and encodes 392 amino acids. Gene Ontology annotation, molecular function: protein binding. The record is from RefSeq and is a predicted model, not a curated record. The transcript is spliced from 2 exons. Lineage: Eukaryota; Viridiplantae; Streptophyta; Magnoliopsida; Brassicales; Brassicaceae.
UCCGAAGAAAGAAAGGCUAGUUUCCAAUACUGAAACGACAGCGACGAUGAUAUCGGAUCUUCCAAGGGACAUUGCAGAGGAGGUGCUCUCAAGGCUUCCUAUGACAUCUCUGCGAGGAGUGAGAUUGACGUGCAAAAGUUGGAACACUUUAUCAAAAAAUCAAAGCUUUACAAAAAGGUCCAUCGGUGAAGCAAAGCAGAAGCAGAGGAAGGAGUUUCAGGUGGUGAUGAUGCUCGAAUACAAGGUCCACUUGAUGAGCGUCAAUCUCCUCAAUCCAUCUAUCGAGCGUAUAGGUAAACUCGUUAGCCUAGACGAAGUCGUGGACAUAUCUAACAUCUUUCACUGCGAUGGUUUGCUGUUAUGCGUCACCAAAGACAGAACAAGGCUUGUUGUUUGGAACCCUUUCAAUGGACAAACAAGGUGGAUCCAACCCAGAGAUACUUACCACAUACAUGACAGGUACGCUCUCGGAUACGAGAAGAAGACCGAGUACUCGCCCCGUAACCACAAAGUCUUGAGAUUUGUGGUUGAUUACAUCUCAGUGCGCCGAGUAUGUGAGUUUGAAAUAUUUAGUUUAGACUCUAACGCUUGGAAGGUUGUUGAUGUGAAUCCAGACUUUGUUAUACAGCAUUUUUACCGUGGCUUGUCUCUCAAGGGCAAUACUUACUGGUUUGCCUCAGAGAAGCUUCCAUUUCCAUAUAGUUAUGCAGGAACACUCGUUUUACUCUGUUUCGACGUUACAACAGAGAGUUUUGGACCGCCUCUGUUUUUGCCGUUUGAUGGUUAUUAUGGAGAUACAGUGACUCUAUCUAGUGUUAGAGAAGAGCAGCUUGCUGUGUUGUUUCAGAAAUCUGGUGCAGGUACAUUCAACUUGAAGAUUUGGAUUAGUAGCAAGGUUGACCCCAAUGGAGUGUCGUGGAACAAGGUGUUCUUAGCAGUUGAUAUGCAACCAUUAACGGGUUUUCUGUUUCUGCAUCACACUGGGAGUUUCUUUGUUGACGAGAAGAAGAAGGUUGUUGUGGUUAUUGAUAGGACUAGAGCUACUUCUUGCCCCACUCCUCGUAACAUGGCUUACAUCAUUGGCGAAAAUGGAUACUUCAAAACAGUGGAUCUCGGAGGUGUUGCAAAUGGAGAUUGUUGGCCACUUUUGUGCGCUUAUGUUCCAAGCUCGGUGAGAAUCAACCAAGCUGCACCACCAGACAACCAACGGAACAUACCAUCCUAAUCUAUGUUGUCAAUGUUGUGUCUAGUUACUGUUUUUUUUUGUCAUUUUUGAUUAGUAAUUGUUGCUUUUCUAGUGACUAAUUAGUUUAGUUAACUAGUUAAACAAGAGCAACGAUUACGUGAUCACAUUCUCCUUGUAAGAUAAUGCAUAAAAGUGAAGAAAUCGAAACCCAAAAAAAU